AAGGAACGGCGCUGUGCGUAUAGUUUCCCGAUAAGCCCGGUUGUUUGCUCGAAAGGGUAUCAUAAAACCUUCAACUCUUCUUCAUCUUCAUCUUCUUUAAACUCGUUCAAGCAACUCACUUCUCAACUCACUUAACUCACUUCUUAACUCACUUUUCCACUCCCAUUUCUUUACUUUUCUUGUUUUUUUUUCUUCCAUUCUCAACCCUAACGGUUGAGUGAGACUGAGGCUGAGGCUGUAGGCUGCAAAUUUCAAAAAAAGCUUAAAGAAAAGAGAAGCUGAGUUUUUUUGGUUAAUUUUUGGGGUUUUGGGCUCAUUUUCUGACUUAAGAGAGUGAUAUUUCGAAUCGAAAAGAUAAAGUCUUUUUUUUUUUUCAUCAGUAACUCAGUUAAAGUACUGUCUGAAUUAUCAUCAUCAAUACAUAGGACACAGUUAACCCCACCUUCAACACAGCAACCCCACCAUUUAGAGUUCAUUAGUUCUCUCUCAACAAUUUAAGGUGGAGAUUUUGAGGGUUUGUUUUGACAAAAGGAAUGAAAGUGGUGGUAUGGAGGUGGAUGAGAUUCAGGCACAACCACCACCUUGUAAGUUCUCUAGAGUUAGCAUCAAUGGAGGAGCUGACUCUACCAAAAUAGGCCAAAGACGUAGCACAGAUACUAACCACCAAUACCCUGAUGAAGAAGAACAUGUAGAGCUCAACAAAAGACCUAAUCUUGGUGGUACUAAUGCCGCCGGAGGCGGCGGCGGGGAUGGUGGUAGUGCUAACAAGCUUCGUGGGUGGCACCAUUCUUCCAGGAUAAUCAGGGUUGCUAGAGCCUCCGGUGGAAAAGAUAGGCACAGCAAGGUGUGGACUUCAAAGGGUCUCAGGGACAGGAGAGUGAGGCUAUCAGUAACCACAGCUAUACAAUUCUAUGAUCUGCAAGAUCGGUUGGGUUAUGAUCAGCCUAGUAAAGCUGUGGAGUGGCUGAUUAAAGCUGCUGCUGAUGCUAUAAAUGAGCUGCCUUCACUUAAUGGUUCGUUUCCUGAUACACCAAAGCAGUUGAGUGAUGAGAAGAGGAAUAGUGAGCAAGGGUUUGAUUCAGCUGAUGUUGAGCUUGAAGAUCCGAGCUUGAACCAGAAUAAUCAGAAUCAGAGUCAGCAUUUGUCUUUGUCUAAAUCUGCUUGUAGUAGUACUUCUGAUACAAGUAAAGGUUCAGGAUUGUCACUGUUAAGAUCUGAUGUGAAGGUUAAUCGUGUUAAGGCUCGAGAGAGAGCUAGAGAGAGAGCUGCUAAAGAUAAGGAGAAGGAGAGUGAGAAUGUUCAUCAGCAUCAUCAGCAUAAUAUGAAUCAUCCUAUUUCUGAAAACUCUACUUUUACUGAGCUUUUGACUGGUGGGAUUAGUAGUGUGAGUAACAACAAUAACAAUGCUGCUGCUACUGGUGCUUCUACUAGUCCUUCUGGCUCUGAGGUUAACUUGUUUCAUCACAAGGCGGCCGCUGCGGCGAGGCAGUGGCCGUGGAUUCCGAUGGAUUAUUUCGGUGGGACGGGGCUGUUAGGCCCGUCGUCGUCGGGGAGGGCAACUCAUCAAUCCUUUUCAGGGCAAAUACAGUUGGGGAAUUCAGCUUCAAACUCAAUCCCACAAGCAAUGACAAUGUCAAUUCCCCAGUUUAAUUUCUCAGGGGAGAAUCACCACCACCACCACCAUCAGCACCACCAGGAGCAGCAGCAGCAGCAGUUGCAGCAUUUUCCUUUUGUUUCCGAUCAGUUGAUUCCAGUGGCUACAACGCAAGCUUCAGGUCCUAAUAGUGGGGACUAUAAUCUGAACUUUACAAUUUCUUCUUCAGGCCUUGCUGGUUUCAAUAGGGGGACCCUUCAGUCCAAUUCAUCAUCACAGUCUCUUAUAUUGCCUCAUCUUCAGAGGUUUUCAUCUUCUAAUUCUCCUUUAGAUGCCUCAACUAAUGUACCUUUCUUACUCGGUGCUGCUCCUGCUGCUUCUGCAUCACCUCCUCCACAAAUGGAGAAUCACCACCAUCAUUACCAUCAGUUUCCACCUGGAUUACACCUCUACGGCGACGGAAGCCGGCAGUCUGACCAGAAGGGCAAAGGAAAGAGAUGAACUUUUCCCAUCUUCAUCCUGGCUGCAGGAACAUGAAGAUGGAGGAAAAAGCAGCAAAAAAGGGUAAACCAAAUGCAAAUGUGGCUUCACCCUUAAACAUUAAGCUGCUGAAAAAAAGUGUUGGUGUUGAGCUUUUUCCAUUUUGAAGUCCUUCAGUUCAGUUCAGCUCUCUCUCUAUAUAUAUUUAUAAUGUAUUAAAUCAUGCGUGCCAAGGGUUGUGUGUUCUUUUCGGAGAAAUAUCGUGUCAAAACUAUUCGAUUUUCGAGUUGAUUCUUUUUCCCCAUUGUCUAUGCUAUGAUUAUUCUGCAA
Molecule: messenger RNA, 2404 nt
Organism: Mercurialis annua (annual mercury)
Lineage: Eukaryota; Viridiplantae; Streptophyta; Magnoliopsida; Malpighiales; Euphorbiaceae
Product: transcription factor TCP2
Exons: 3
Coding region: 548-2095 (515 amino acids)
Biological process (GO): regulation of secondary shoot formation
Cellular component (GO): nucleus
Molecular function (GO): sequence-specific DNA binding; DNA-binding transcription factor activity
Source: RefSeq, a predicted model, not a curated record